AUGGCCGCCCCUUCCAAGUACGACGACUAUGACUUCCCCACCACCGUCUCGGAGCCUCAACCAGGCCACCCUGGCCACACAACCCCGGAGCAGGACUCGAAGGUGCAGCAGCUCCGUGAGGAACUGGAGAAGGAGGGCUAUACUGAGCGUCUGGACACCUUGACCAUCUUGCGGUUUUUGAGAGCGCGCAAGUUUGACGUUGCGCUGGCUAAGGCUAUGUUCGUCGAAUGUGAAAAGUGGCGCAAGGAAUUUGGUACAGAUGACCUUCCUCGUACCUUUGAGUACCCCGAGAAGGCUCAGAUCUCCGCAUUUUACCCCCAGUACUACCACAAGACCGACAAGGAUGGAAGACCCGUCUACAUUGAAAAGUUGGGCAAGAUCGACCUCGCCGCUAUGGAAAAGAUCACCUCCAGUGAACGUAUGCUGCAGAACCUGGUUACCGAGUACGAGAAGCUCGCCGACCCCCGGUUGCCCGCCUGUUCGCGCAAGUCCGGCAAUCUGCAGGAAACUUGCUGCACUAUCAUGGACCUCAAGGGUGUCUCGCUGACCAGCGCUCCCUCUGUCUACGGAUACCUCAAGCAGGCUUCUGGUGUCUCGCAAAACUACUACCCCGAGCGAUUGGGCAAGCUGUACUUGAUCAACGCCCCCUGGGGUUUCAGCACUGUCUUCAGCAUGGUUAAGAGCUUCCUCGACCCCGUCACCGUGAAGAAGAUCCACGUUCUUAACUCCAGCUACGGGAAGGAACUCUUGGCCCAGGUUCCCAAGGAAAACCUCCCCAAAGAGUUUGGCGGCACCUGCGAAUGCCCCGGUGGCUGUGAGCUCAGCGACGAGGGCCCGUGGCAGGAGGCUGAGUGGGCCAAGCCGCCCAAGUGGGCUACCCCCAAGGAGGAACAGAACGUGAUUAAGAACGAGGACCCAGGCCUCGAGAAGAAGGAUGAGGAGGCCCAGGAGACCUCCCAGCCUACUGCAUAG
Molecule: messenger RNA, 972 nt
Organism: Aspergillus wentii DTO 134E9
Lineage: Eukaryota; Fungi; Ascomycota; Eurotiomycetes; Eurotiales; Aspergillaceae
Product: SEC14 family lipid-binding protein
Exons: 3
Coding region: 1-972 (323 amino acids)
Source: RefSeq, a predicted model, not a curated record